AUGAACAAAACCAUUUGCAAAACGGGACUAGCUCCACCAACGGAAAGGAUGAUCAACCGUACCAUCGACCCGGUGCUCUACGUCAACGAUAACGACAUUCAGUGGGCCUUAAACAGCAAAGCGCUGGAGGAACUCCAGACGUCGUUCAAAGCCGAGACCAUCGGAGACCACAGACAGGUCCUCGACUUGGGUUGCGGCACCGGAGACUUCACUCGAAACGGACUGCUCCCUCGCUGCCUUCCGUGCCGAAGGAUCGUCGCCGUGGACUCGUCCCACGACAUGAUCGACUACGCGAGCAAGCACUUCGCCCAUCCGAACAUUUGCUACGACGUCCUGGACGCUGCGGGGGACGUGUCCGGUCUCGUAGAGCGGUACGGGCAGUUCGACCGCGUCUACUCCUUCUUUGCCCUGCAUUUUGUGAAAGACCAGGAGAAGGCGUUCAAGAACAUCGCCCGGCUCAUGCGACCCGGCGGAGAAUGCCUCUUGCUGUUCUGCUCACGCUCGACUGGGAUGCAAGUGCUGAGAGCGAUUGGCAAGAUGGAACGCUGGAGGAAGCACGCUGACCUAUGCGAAAGUUUGGUUCCCGCGAGCGUGGACCUUCAAGACAAAGAGGACAUCGAGGCCUACGUCUUGGGACUUCUCAGUGCUGCCAACCUGAAGCCGACGACGUGCAAGGUCACUUUCGAGCGAAGGAAAAAUAUCGUCUUGGACGAACUCAUCCGUUUCCACCUGAGCGUUUGUCCCGUUUUGCCUUUGCUGACAGAGGAAGAAAAAGCAUAUUUAGCCGAGGACAUCGCCCAGCAACUUCGGAAGUGGAUGGCCGAAGAGGAGUUGGGGUCAUUCUGGAUCGGUGCACAAGCGGUUCUCGUGCACGCCUUUAAGCCGAGCGCAUGA
Ixodes scapularis (black-legged tick) is the source of this 894-nucleotide messenger RNA. Its product is annotated as juvenile hormone acid O-methyltransferase-like. NCBI's taxonomy places the organism in Eukaryota, Metazoa, Arthropoda, Arachnida, Ixodida, Ixodidae. The coding region runs from base 1 to 894 and encodes 297 amino acids. The record is from RefSeq and is a predicted model, not a curated record. The transcript is spliced from 3 exons.